Messenger RNA from Glarea lozoyensis ATCC 20868, 654 nucleotides. RefSeq lists its product as uncharacterized. NCBI's taxonomy places the organism in Eukaryota, Fungi, Ascomycota, Leotiomycetes, Helotiales, Helotiaceae. Bases 1 to 654 code for a protein of 217 amino acids. The transcript is spliced from 2 exons. The record is from RefSeq and is a predicted model, not a curated record.
AUGUCUAAUCUCGACUACCACAAAAACAAAGCGCUUCAAAGAGAUUUGAGACAAAUCAUCAGCCGAGUUGCUUUCAUUCCGGAAACGCAUAUUAGAGAGGUAUCAGCUAUCACCACUGAGCCGUAUUCGACCUUGGAAGCAUACAGAAUAGGUCUGGAGUCAUUCACGCGAAUAGACUGGAACUGGUGGCCCAUGAAACCGUUGAGGAGACAGAUAAAAGGAGAUCGAAUUAUAAAGUGGCAGUGUGAUUGCAAUCUCACGAAUUACACCAGACUGUCGGUAGAAGAUCCUGCAGAAUUGAGCGCACUAUACGUUUCAAAUACGCUGCACUCUCCUCGAGAUGCGAGUCAUAUAAUUACUGCUGCAAGUCCAGGAACGGGAACAUCUCAACCACCUCCACCUUCACAGAAGUCCACUGCAACAUCACAUGUUCCUUCUCAAAAUGCAAAAAGACCCGUUUCAAAUCCUCUUGGUAAUCUUGCACCUACUUCUCCCCAGCAGGCUUCAUUACCAGGCCUCCCGUCAAAUGCCCACGUACUGCAAAUGCCAAACUCAGAACAUGUGCUCCUUGCCGUCCGCCGAGGAACAGACCUCCGCUUGGUGCAAAUUAUUAAGACAUCUGUACUAGCGACGGCAUAUUCUUCGCUCAACUAA